This is a messenger RNA of Pyrus x bretschneideri (Chinese white pear), 2888 nucleotides long. RefSeq lists its product as uncharacterized. The record is from RefSeq and is a predicted model, not a curated record. NCBI's taxonomy places the organism in Eukaryota, Viridiplantae, Streptophyta, Magnoliopsida, Rosales, Rosaceae. Gene Ontology annotation, molecular function: DNA helicase activity. The transcript has 2 exons. Bases 1 to 2565 code for a protein of 854 amino acids. Gene Ontology annotation, biological process: telomere maintenance; DNA repair.
AUGCUUCUCAUGUUAGAAGAAAAUGAUAAGCUUAAUAGUCCAGAUGAUUAUGAUCAGGUGGUACGGGCUGAAAUACCAAAUCCAAAUGAAGAGCCUGAAUUGUAUGGUGCCGUCUUAAGGCAUAUGAUACAUGGUCCAUGUGGAAUACACAAUUCACGAUCACCCUGUAUGAAACGUGGUAGCUGUAAACGAAAUUAUCCUAAGCCAUUUGCACCAACUACAGUUCAAGGAAAUGAUUCUUAUCCAGUCUAUCGUAGAAGAGACAAUCAUGAUCCAAUCCCAUUAGAUCAUAAUGCACGUAUAAUGGUGGAUAAUCGGUGGGUCAUUCCGUACAACUCAUGGCUACUCCUCAGAUAUGAUUGUCAUAUUAAUGUUGAGAUUUGUUGCAGCAUUAAGAGUGUUAAGUAUCUGUACAAAUAUGUUUACAAAGGUCCCGACCGAGUAGCUUUUGAAGUCCAUCAUGAACCUAUUCAAGAUGAAAUAAAGCAGUUUGUUGAUGCAAGAUGGAGUUUUUUUACCAAGAAUACCACUUGCCCGGAAGCAAGACAAUACUUAUACCGGGAAUUCCCUGAACGGUUCAAAUGGAGUCAAAGAGAUAAACUCUGGAGUGAGAGGAUGAAUAACCAUAAAGUUAUUGGCCGGAUAUAUGCAGUCUCGCCGAAUGAGGGUGAAAAAUUCUACUUACGCAUCCUUCUUAAUCAUGUUAGAGGACCAACAUCAUUUGAGAACUUAAGAACAGUCAAUGACAUUGUACAACCAACAUUUAAGAAGGCAGUGGAACAACGAGGUUUGCUAGAAGAUGAUGAUAGCAUUAGACAGUGUCUCUGUGAAGCCACUAACAUUCGCAUGCCGUCAGCUUUGCGAAGGUUGUUUGUUACCAUCUUAGUUUAUUGUGAGCCACAUGGAGUAAGAAGAUUAUGGGAUGAAUUUCAUUCAUUUAUGGUGGAAGAUUAUUCUGUUUCAAGUACCACAAAUAAUACUUCUAUCUUGAACAAGCUUUUGCAAGACUUGAACGGACUAUUAGUGCAACAUAGUAAGUCUGUAUCUGAUUACGAUUUACCACAAAUAACACAAGAUUGUGUUAGAGACAACACAAUUCCAAGGAUAAUACAAGAUGAAGUUUCACUUGACAUCUCUGAAGCAGACCUCAAUGCGGUACAAAAUCUAAAUGAAGACCAAAUGGCAGCGUAUAACUCGAUUGUGUCUGCUAUUGAACAACGAGACAAUGCCAUAUUUUUUGUGGAUGGUCCCGGAGGGACAGGAAAGACAUACUUAUAUCGUGUUUUGUUAGCAACCUUAAGGAGUAAGGGUCAUAUUAUAUUGGCAACAGCAACAUCUGGAAUUGCAGCAACCAUAUUACCAGGUGGAAGGACAGCACACUCUAGAUUUAAAAUUCCCCUCAGUCCAGAUGCAUCUUCCACAUGUUCUAUUAGUAUCCAGUCAGAUUUGGCAGAAUUGAUAAGAAAAACAUCAGCUGUUGUUUGGGAUGAAGCACCAAUGGCACACAGGUUUGCAUUUGAGGCUCUCGAUCGAACGUUCAAAGAUAUAAUGGGCGUUGACCUACCAUAUGGAGGAAAGGUCAUAAUCUUUGGAGGAGAUUUUCGACAAGUUCUUCCAGUUGUUCCAAAAGGUACAAGAUCUGAAUUGAUGCAAGCAAGUAUGAUUAAUGCUUCAUUUUGGGAACACGUGAAAAUCAUUCGUCUUAGGCAUAACAUGAGAUCCAUCAAUGAUCAAGACUUUUCAGAGUUCUUACUUCAUGUUGGUAAUGGGGAACAAGAAACUAUGAUAGACGACAUGAUGCAAUUACCAUCAUCUAUGGUUAUUCCAUGGAAUGGUGAAGAAUCCAUUGUCCAAUUGGUUAAUGAAGUUUUCCCCGAUUUGGAAUGUCAUGUAUGUGAUGCAAGAUACUUGGUGGAAAGAGCAAUUAUAACACCAAAAAAUGAGGAUGCUGACAAAAUCAAUAAAAUGAUCAUCGAUAAAUUUUCGGGGAUUGAACAUAUCUUAUACUCUUUCGAUUCAGUUGAGGACGAUGUGAGAAAUUUGUAUCAACAAGAAUUCUUGAAUUCAAUCUCACCUGGUGGAAUGCCCCCUCAUCAGUUAACUUUGAAAAAAGGUGCCCCGAUAAUGCUUUUGAGAAAUAUCGAUCCGAAGAUGGGGUUGUGCAAUGGUACAAGACUGGCGUGCCAUGGAGCUUACAAUAAUCUAAUUGAUGCCGAAAUCUUAUCUGGACAAUUUGCUGGAACUAGAGUGUUUUUACCAAGAAUCUCUUUAAAGACCACAGAAAGUGCAGGACUCCCAUUCGAAAUGAUGAGAAAACAGUUUCCAGUGAAAUUGAGUUUUGCACUAACUAUAAAUAAAUCACAAGGGCAGACAAUACCAAAUGUGGGUAUUUAUCUACCAGAUCACGUAUUCAGUCAUGGACAAUUGUACGUGGCUUUAUCAAGAGGAGUUUCAGCGUCUACAACAAAAGUCUUGGUAAAGAAAGGAGAGUUACACGGUAACGAAGGAGUCUUCACAAGAAAUGUUGUGUACAAAGAUAUUUUGCUUCCCUCGAAUUCAACAUAAGGUUACAUUCUUUCUUUUAAUGUUUAAUUCCCUUUUUCAACUUUUAAUGCACUUCAAUUACAAAUAAUGCUAAUAUUUGAUUUUAACCAAACGCAUUAAAUUUUCAACAGUACGGAAUGAUAUGAGUUCAUUAUAUUUUUUGGUGUCAUGUGCAUCAAGGUCAAUUAAAUUUCUUGGAUUGUUUUUAUACUUUUUAUUUAACUUUUAGUUGCAACUAAAUUAUAAGGAUCUUCUCUGUUAUUUAUUACUUUUUUUUUUUACAUAUUCUAGACAAAAUACUUUAGAUUCCGCCUGUAUUAUUAGAUAUGAUAAUCGCCUUUAUU